Peronospora farinosa is the source of this 1923-nucleotide messenger RNA. Lineage: Eukaryota; Oomycota; Peronosporomycetes; Peronosporales; Peronosporaceae. The record is from the annotation of a GenBank genome assembly.
AUGCACCUCACUCUCACCCUGGCCUUCCUCGCAAGCUCUGCCCUUGUGUCUGCAACCCUUGACCCAGCCCGGUCUAACACCAAAAACAAGUGCCCGAGCUUCUACAAAUGCGAUGCGACGAAAGUUUCUAACGCUAUCCAGGCUGCUGAGUGCUCGCACAACACCCGCACCUACGAGAAUCAGACCUUUGCGGUAUUCAUGACGGAUCAUCAGUACGACGGUAAUCACGGCUAUCCUUACGGCACCUGCUAUGCUUAUGUAUGCCUGGAGCCAACCCUGGACGAAAUGCUCGACAAUGAUGACUGCUGGACUUUUUUCUGGAAUGACAAGGGUAUAACUGACGGAUAUGGAACCGAUUGCAUCAAGGACCCUAAUACGAGCGAGCGAUCGUUUGCUGCACUUUCACUGCUUACUGGUGGCAUCUACAUAGGUGAUGAAACCAAUGGGAAUAUCGUGUCCCGCUCGCUACGUGUAUUUAUGACGGGGAGUCAAGUUGUUUGGGACCAUCGACUCCAUUUCAAAAGCACUGAACAAGAUGAUCCUGAAUACGCUUUCAAGCUGAAAAGUCUCAACCAGCGCAUCGCCCAGCGACUUCUUCACUUGUGCUUCCAAAACGGUGGAAUCUACACGAAAUUUGGCCAGCAAGUAGCCACAUUCAACCAUGGACUGCCUAUGGAGUACACGAAGACUUUGGCUCAGCUACAGGACAAGGCUAAACCAGUGUCGUUUGAGGAGGUCAGGCAGACCAUUGAGGUAGAGAUGGGACGACCCUGGCAGCAGAUCUUUAGAGAGUUGGACAAGACACCAAUUGCUUCUGCAUCAUUAGCUCAGGUACAUCAUGCAGUGGAUCACCAAGGACGUGACUUGGCUGUGAAAGUCCAGUACCAACAUUUGAAGUCGCAAAUGAAAGCGGAUAUCCAAGUCAUCAAAUGGGCCUUUCAGCUCAUCGAGUACUAUUUUCCUGACGUCCAGAUCCAAUGGCUCUUUCCUGAAUUCAAGAGUUCUCUCUUAUCGGAGCUGGAUUUCGAAAAUGAAAAGUACAACAGCCGGCGUAUUGCAGAUUUGUUUAAGCACAACAAUAGCGUCCACGUGCCUAUCGUGUACGACGAGCUAAGCACGAAGAGAAUGAUGUCGAUGGAGUUCAUCAGUGCACCGAAGAUUUCGGAAAUUGAUGCCAUCCGAAAACUUGGCCUUGAUCCGCCUGAAGUUGCGCGUUCGCUGUGUGAAGUGUUCAGCGAAAUGGUGUUUUGUCACGGUUUUGUCCACUGCGAUCCACAUGCGGGUAACAUCUUCGUACGUCGCAAUCCUGACCCUCUAGUCAAGCGUAAAGAACAGCUCGUCUUGCUUGACCAUGGACUAUACCGCGAGCUGGACACUGAAUUUCGCAAAACAUAUUGCGACCUAUGGAGAGCAAUGCUAAUGCGCGAUAGUGUUUUUUUGGACGAAUGUGGCAAGAAAUUGAACGUUGGAGAACUUGCCAAGUACUUACCAUUACUGUUUACGUACCGGACGAUGGAUCACAAGGGACGCCUGGACAUGGCAAUGAGUGAGUCUGAGCGCAAGAAACUUUCUGAUGACCUCAAAAGUAUGCGUUUUUCGAAUGUAACCGACUUUUUAGAGCAACUUCCGAGGGAUAUGCUGUUUGUCUUUCGGACAAACAACAUGAUUCGGGGUCUGAAUAAAGACUUGGGAGGAACAACCAGGGAGCGCUUUUCGAUCAUGGGAAAUUAUGCCGUGAGCGGGCACUCCACCUUUCACUCAGCUUCUGCUGAAGCAGGGUACGGUGGAAUACGGGCAUCGCUGGGCUAUUGGUGGGAUCAUUUCCACUUGGUCUUGCGUUUCCACGUGAUUGACUAUCUAAUGGCUGCUAUCCAGUAUGCCAAGGGAGGGGAGCCCACCGCUAAAAUCAAAUCCGUGGACUAA